CAGACGCGUAGUUUGACAACUCGUUUGAACACGACUUCGACCAGCGACUCCAGCGAGUGGCGACUGGCGAUUGUGUUUUGAAAAAUGAAUACAACUGCUUCAUAUUCAUCAGAACAAUCGUGGCUAACUCCGGCGCACAGUCGGCGCGGCUCGUUAGAGAGCACUCUUAGUAUCCAGGGAAAAGAGACAGAUUAUGUGCGAGACACGAGCGACACAGAUUGCUCCAGCGACAAGGGGGAGUACGAGCCGGUGACGGAGCCCGAGGAUGAGGGGCCGCUGGACUGGGACUCCUCUGGACAGAGCGACAACGAAAUAAUAGCGACAAAAGUGAUCGAAGUGAGCGUCGGCGACGACGGGGACCUCGAGUUCGCGGACUCUGAGCAGGACGAGUCUGAGGGCAGCGACUCCGAGAUGGACCUCCACGACUUCUGGGAGUGCGCGCAGUGCCGCGCCGAGAACAACAACCCUCUGUACCGGUACUGCGAGAAGUGUUUUAAGGUACGUAAAAACUUCUUCCCGCCGAGGCCGAGAAAAAACAAGCGUAAGCGAGUAUCUGACGUUCCGCGAACUAGCUCGGUCGAUUCCGGGGUCGAAUCCGCCUUUAACAGCCAAGAGAGUCUAUCCCAGGCCACUGACCAUGAUAGCCAGGUUAAUAAUAGCCAGGGCACUGAUAGCCAGGUUACUAAUAGCCAGGGAACUGAUAUCCAGGUGACUGAUAGCCAAGCAACUGAUCUUAGUCAAGCUGGCUCCAGUCAAACAGAGCUAAGUCAACCUGAGUCUAAAGGUACAUCCUCUACGCCGAUUUUAGGUAGGCCUUUAAAGCGCCGCGCUGAAUCUGCCGAUCGUAACAACAAGAGAAUGAGAAUCGAUUAUUCUGAUAGUGAUAGCGAUGAUGAGCCUAGAUGUAGGAAAGCUAAAAGCGCCGAUCCCGAAGUAGCACCUUUAGUUAAAACUACCAGCGAUCCAUCGCUUACAAUCGAUGAUUCAGUCAAACUUACAAAGAAAGCGAUCAUCAAUUCGAUUAAAGAUAAAUUUGAGAACGAAAAUCUGUGCAUAAUUUGCUACGCUGAGCCUAAGUCGGCAGUUUUCGUGCAUGGUAGGAUAGCGCAUAUUUGCUGUUGCUAUGAGUGCGCUAACAAGGUUUGGAGGAAGGCUAAAAGGUGUCCGCAGUGCAAUUGUAAAGUUAGUAAUGUUUUGAGAGUUUUGUAGAUAUGUGAACGUGCGAGUAUGUUUAUGAAGUUUUGUACUAAAAUGGGGUCGUCCAUUGAUUACAUAACAAAAAAUUUUGAGAUUUUUUAGACCUUGGCACACUUUUUCAUAGGAGGAAGAUAGAUCUUUGAUACGUACUGUCACACUAGGCAUGACAAUUUUGUAAAAAAAAAUACGACGAGAAGUUAACAUUACUGAAAUAGAUCAUUUAAAUUUUAGUACAAAUCUUGAUAAGAAUGCUUCUGCGUUAACGACACAGAGUUUCGCCUGGAACUAGAAAAAAAUAAAAAAAUAAACAUCUAAUUAUGAAAAAAUUGGAAAAGAAAAACAAAUAAACAAUUUUUAAGAUUUUGCGCUAACUUAUUUGCUAUAGGUACCUUAUAAAGUAUUUUUUUUUCUCGUUCAAGGCAAAACAAAGUGCGACAUUUCGAAAUCUCGCUUGCUUUAUUUAAAUCGUACCAACCAACAGAUGUGUUCACAUUUUCGGUUUUGCUCCGUCUAUUUAAUGCCUAAAAAAACUCAGUAACUGAGUCUAUGGAUUGAAAAAGACUGAGUUUUUAAAUUAGAUAGAUACUCAAUGUUUUUAAAUUUACCUAAAAAUACAAUCAUUGUAAUGAUGAUUAAAGUCACUAGUAAAUAAGAUUAUUAUUAAUAUGCCACAAUUUUCAGUAUUUUAGGCUAAGUGAGUGAAUGAUUCGAAAUGUUGUAUGUCAUUUGAGUUGUAAGGACUUUUUUUUAUGUGCGGACCACCUUUUUAGCCAACCCCCAGCCAAUUAAUUCAGAACUUCUGAACAAGCCGUCUGACGAUGUGGUAUGCUAAAUAAAUAAAUAUUGAAUAUAUUGCUUAAUAACAAGAUUUUCGCCAAAAAAAAACCAUUGAUUGGUUAAUGUUUCCUGUUUUACAAAAAUGCGGUAACCUAAUUAUUUCUGGAAAGCACAUGUUUUUACUAUUGAACAUUUGCCUCGAUGGUAACUAUCGCUAUGUAUAGCUCACAACCGUCAAAACAAUACAAUCGUCAAAAUAACGUACCACAUUGCUAGAUGACUCGUUGCGGAAACUGAUAUAUUUUGUACAGAUGUAGUGCAUGAUUAUUUUCCAUCGUAUUCUCACGGAAAUGUACGAACGUGUCUUGCUAUUUCAGCCAGUCUCGGUAUAAAAAAUACUGAAGUUGACUGAAGUAGCAUGACAAAUACGAUGAAAAACAGUUAUGCACUACAACUGUAGGUGUUUCCUUAACUCAUAGUCGUAAAAACCUACUAAAUGACCAUUCGUUUACCUUAGGUGCCAUUCAUUUGUUAUGUAAGACGAUUUUUGUCAGUUUUUGACCUCCUCCCACCCCUAUGUAAGAAAAAAUAAGAAUAUACCUCCCUCCCCUCUCCCACCUGUAUUACGUAAAAUCUAAAGGAAUAAAGAAAAUACAGGUUUUUAUUUUUCAAAGAAAUAAUUUUUAGUAACAUUUAUUAGUAAGUAGGAAUCACUUGGGUCUUGCAAAUCGGUUGACUGCUUUUUUUUAAAUAUUUGGUUACCAAGUUUGGUUUUAUUUUAAAUUUUUCUUUAUCAUUCAGCCUCUUUUUGUGAUCUUACGUAAGAACUGUCAAGACUCGCUCCCACCCCUUUGUAAGAAAAAAUAAGUCAUGUACAACCUCUGUCCCCCCUAAAUCGUCUUACGUAAUAAAUGAACAGGGCUUUAUUGUAUCGAAGUAUGGUCUAGCAGUUGUGUUAAUUAUCAGCCUCAUCAGCUUCGAACAUUAAGUACGAUACAGAGCUAUAAUCGCGAAAAUCGAAGUUCGCAAAUUGCGGGCAUUUUUUCUGUCACUCUAAUUACGCCUUCAUUGGAGUAAAAGAAAGAUUCCUGCAAUUUGCGAAUUUCGGUUUUCGCGGUAGCCCUUCAGAUUUUGCAGGCAAAUUGAGAGUCGUAGUAAAAUAGUAAUUUAAAUACGAAAUUGCUUUUUAAUUAAGGAAGCUGAGUAAUAACAAUUACCAAGUUUUAUUGCAAUUCGUGAGGCAUUCAGUACCACGAGUUACUGACAGUGUCAAUAAUGAUAUAUUCACAAGCGUGUGCGUAACUUACUUUCUAUGCAUCUCGCUCGUACUGGUUCGUUAGUACGAUUAGUACGAGCGAGAUGUAUAGAAAGUAAGUUACGUAGAGGUUAAGUGAAUAUGUCAGUUUUGACACUCUGAGUGACUCAUGGUAAGCCUUACAGGCUUCAAAAAGGUUUCAAUUAUUUUAAACCAAUUUUGAUUAAUCAAUCAAGAUUUCUAAAGAUGAUUAACAAUUACAUGAUUAUAAUGGUUCAUCGCGACACAUUUCUUUAUUUUUUUUUAAUUUAGUUUAAUUCAUUUCGGUAUGUCCAGGAAAUAUCUACAUAUAUUUCCUUAUAAUGAUAAUUCAUACAAGGGACGGUGCUAUAGGAUAAAAUUAUAGAAUAGCAAAGGCUUCUACAGACGUUACAAUAAAUGGCAUGCGAUUUUAAAUCAUCGCUGGCUAAGUAGGUGCAAGGAAUUGCACAAAUGCCGCAAUGUAUCGCAAAACGCACGCGAUUAUCGUGACGUAUGUAGAGGCCAUACUAGUAAAAUUGAUUGGAAUAGACUAGUGUAGAAACUCGUGCCACCGAACAGAGUAAUAUAUUUCUUUUAAAUUAGUUUAGGGUUAAAAAAGCUUCAUAGCUUGCACUGGUUGUAAUUUGUUUUAAUGCCAAAAGUGAGAAUCAUUUUUAUUUAGUUAGACCACAUAGCUUUUAGCUUGAAGCUAGACGCAAACGGAGUUUAAUUUUAGGUUUCGAAGAAAUUCAAAUAGAUGGCGCUUUCUCUAUAUUAUUGUCUAUGGUCUGUUUUUUUUUUUAUAUUAUACCACGUGGUAAAAUAAUUCAAAUGCGUUUGUAUAUUACGCAACUGUUUAAUUUUGUAAUAGAGUAUCUUCUGAUACCAAGGAAGUUAAGCAUGAUUUACAUGGAUAGACCGAAUAACAUAAUUAUUUAUUAUUGUAAGUAUAACCAUAGUUAUAGAAUUAAAGAUUUUCUGUCACAUUUGCCUCAUAGAUUUUAGUGCAUUUGUGCCCAUUUAAAUACGUGCUAUGUAUUUGAAUUUUUUCGCGGGGCGGUAACUUUUUCCUAGUAUAUUUCUAAUUAAGUGUAUUUUAUGUUGCUUGUAGAGUAUAAUCAGGAAUGGCAUUCGAUAUCAUUUAAAAACAAUGUCUUCCGUUAGAAUAUUCAUGUUCAUUUUGUAGAAAUAAGAAUUUUUCAGUAUACAAAUCCUGUCUUUUUUAAUACGAGUACAUGUACAUAUUUUAUGUAAAUUAAUACAGUUAUGUGUGUGUAUGUAAAUAAAUACUUUACACUAAUAUGAAACACAAAUGUACAGUAGAGUUAUUGCCAGUAAUUUAAAUACUAGGUUAAAGUUACCGUUCUUUUCACAUGUUAUUAAUUAUUAACCGCGUAUCAUUUCACCGCUUAGAGAUAAGAUAUUUUAAAGCAAUUUUGUUGAUUAGUUAAAAAAUUAAAAUAUUAUAUUAGGUUAGGAAUCCAAUUUUUGUCUAUUAAACUACCCCACCACUCUCCUACCGCGUAGAGGAUUUAUCACUGUUUACUUGUUAAUUAAAAUUUCCUU
This is a messenger RNA of Cydia fagiglandana, 4816 nucleotides long. RefSeq names its product E3 ubiquitin-protein ligase Mdm2-like. Bases 85 to 1209 code for a protein of 374 amino acids. NCBI's taxonomy places the organism in Eukaryota, Metazoa, Arthropoda, Insecta, Lepidoptera, Tortricidae. Gene Ontology annotation, biological process: protein ubiquitination; regulation of gene expression; cell cycle. The transcript is spliced from 5 exons. Gene Ontology annotation, molecular function: ubiquitin protein ligase activity. The record is from RefSeq and is a predicted model, not a curated record.